AAUAUGAAAAUAAUCCAACAUUUUGGGGUAAAUUUUCAUUUGCUGGAGGGCCAACUCAACUUCCUCGAUCUGUAUUACACAAAUUGGAAUAAGAAUUUAUUUAACCGAAUGGUAAAUCAAUUUUAGAAUUCUCAAAAUAUGAUCAUGAGUAUCAUUAAAUAUUAGACUAAGCUAUUAAUGAUUUGUAAUCACUUUUAAAUGUAAAUUUAAAUACCAUAAUGACUAUAGAUACCAAACUAAUAUAAAAUAAUCUUUUGUUAAGGUGGAGCAUCUUUAUUAUUUGAAGCAAUACCUAUGAAUUUAUUGAAAACAUUAAAUUGUUCUGCAUCUUAUACAAAUACAGGAUAUUGGUCUUCAAAAGCUCUA
Paramecium octaurelia is the source of this 366-nucleotide messenger RNA. NCBI's taxonomy places the organism in Eukaryota, Ciliophora, Oligohymenophorea, Peniculida, Parameciidae. The record is from the annotation of a GenBank genome assembly.